CCGCUCCGUUACUUAUACAAAUAGAAGUAUAUCUACAAUUAAAUUGAGAGUUGCAAACAUAUAAUUUAUAUAAUUAUUAUUUUAACAUAUAGUUUUAAUAAUUUCAUUUAUAAAAUUACUUAUAAAAGUAUUAAAUUAAGAAAGAGUAUAAAUCUUUAUAAAAAAAUACCAUUUUCUAAAAUUUUAUGUUUCAUAAAAAAUAAUUAAAUUUUAAAUUUUUAUGGAACAUAUAGUUUCACUAAUUUCCAUUUUUUGUUUAAGAUUCUGUAAAGAUAUUUUUGAAAACAAACUUAUAUAGUUUUGGUAAGAUUUAUUUGUAUUAAAUAAAGUGGAUGAAAUAUUCAUAAGUAUUCGUAAAUAUUCAUAAAUAUUUGUAAGUUUUUUCAGAUAUUCGAAAAACCAGAUAUCCGUAUUUUUCCAAAGCAAAAUAAAUCGCAAAAUCAUAUAUCCGUAUGCUAUUAAGCAAAUCACAAAUACUAAAAUUUACAGUACUAUCCGCUCCAUGUCCACCCGACCACCCCUAAAAUUCAUACUCUCUCCUAGACAUCUCACUCGCUUGCACAUAAAAACAGAUGCAAUGUGAACUUGAUGCGUACAACAUAGAGCCAUGACUUAAGGCUUUACCUUGACAACAAGCUCCUAGCUUACUUUCAGAAGAAAAAAAGAAGCUCCUAUCUUCAAAGCUGCGAGAAACAUUAGUGAGAGAUGAUUGUUCGUAGAUUUUGAACAGUUUCUGGUUUUUGAUUUUUCCAAAACCCAUUUUUGACCCAAUCAAGAUUUUUGAGUUUUAGAUUUCCUAAAAUUUAGGAAAACUAGUUUUUAGAAUAACUACCUAUUUCUAAGAAAAAGCCAAUAUAUAUGUUGUUAAAAAAAUAAAGAAAAUAUAUAUGUUGUUAAAAAAGAAGAAGCAAAUAUAUAUAUUCUACUUGGUGCUUACCGUUUGACACUACUAUGUAAUAGUCACAAGUCACAAUCACAUACACAUAAAUAUAUGAUUAUAUGUGCAUAGUUUUGGAACUUUAGUUUCAACAAUAUAGUUCCAGCCUAUUUUUUUAUUUAGUAGUGUCACAUUUAUUAAAAAUAAUUUAUAAGAACCAAAUAUUUACAGAAUAAUCAAAUAACUAAUAUCUAAAAAUUAUAAUCAAUAUUAUAUAUAUAUAUAUAUAUAUAUAUAUAUAUAUAUAUUAUAGUUAUGGUAAAUUUACUAAAAAUUAUGUUUACACAUUUUACUUAAAGCUUAUGUACGGAUUUCUAAAUAUAUUCUAUAUACAAGUUUAUAAAAUAAAAUGUAUAUAUAUAUAUAUAACUUAUGUUUAAACAAAGAAUUAUUUUUUAAAUUUUUUGUUUAAACAUAAAAUUGUAUUAUUAUUUUUUUUGCUUUUUAAAAAUAAGCUGAUGUGUGUUUUGGUAAUGAUAUUUUAUAUUUUAUUAUUUCCAGAAUAAAUAUUUUACUAUUGAUUAUAUUUUCAUCAUCUAAUCUAUUAAAACUGAAGUACACUUGGAAAAUAACCCUUCUUUUAUUUCAAUAUUUACCAACUUGUGCUACUGGAAUUAACGAUAAACCUAAGGUCUUAAAUUCAUUAAGGCUGUUUUAGUCUUUUGCUUACAUUAACCUAAUCUUUUCUUAUUUGAUCGAUAUAACCUUAACCUUCUUGGCGACAAAGAGAACGAGUGAUGACGACGAGGACAAUGACGAGGGCGUUAAAUUCCAUUAACGGCGUUGUUCUGUUCACCACCUGCUGGUGGAGAGCUCAUCGGAGUUGACUAGCACGAGGCAGAGCUCAUCGGAGUUGUCCUGUAUUAUUUUCAUCGGAGCUCCGUAGAUCUCACCGUGUGAUCAUCUCUGUAACUCUCCCUGGCUUAUAUCUUCAUCUAUCACUCUUAAUCUUUCGAUUGAUUAGUCUCUCUGUAUGGAUCUAAGAUUUCAUGGUGAUUUUGCUUUUUUCAGUAAGACGUUUAGGCUUAAAGAACGUUUGUAUCCAUGUGUUGUGCCGUCUGAGAAAAGAGAAGUCCAUGGAAAGGUUUGAUUUUUAAUCCUUUUUUUUUGGGUAAACAUGUUAAAUUUAAGUUUGUUUGGAUCGUAAUUGAAGAUACUUUAGGAUUUAGAUUUUGAUAAAUUUUGGUGAAUGUUGGUAAUGAAUAUGAGAGAGUGACAGUUGGUGUUGUAUGUGGCCUGUAAAAAUUCUCAUCUCCAUGAAACAACAUUUCAUGAGAUAGAUUCUAAUGUUAUUUUAGAAGAUGGCUGUGAGAACAUUUUCCAUUUGGAUUAAAAAGGAUGAUAUCAAAGGAGAGUGGGAUUUCAUAUUUGUCCUUUUUUGGUAACUAAUAUAAUAAUAUGCAAGUGAUUAUUUGCACUACGAUUUCUCUUGCAUUAUUGUGUUAUAUAAGUUUUCUAGAGGUUUUUGCAUAUGUAUCUUGUGAAUGGUUUGGUGGAUGCCAAUGCUUAUGACUUCUUAAAACCAAUUAAAGAGAGUAGCAGAUUAUUGAAAUAAUUAAUCUGCUACAAGAAUAUACUCAGAAUUCAUGGUACUCUCCACAAGUGAUAGAUUUGAGAAGUCACGUGUAUUUUAGUUAUCUUUGCUCUCUGAUAAAUGAACGUCUACGACGGGUAAAUAGUUUCAAAGCCAAAACUAUUUGCCAUAAUGCUUGCUGAAAAAAAUGAAAAUUAACCUGUCAAAAUGAUUUUUUUUUAAAACAUAACUCAUGCGUGGCAAAAUAAUUCAUGCUUGGAAGUAAGCAUUUCUUGAGAAUAUGACACAUCUUUAGUUAAACUUAACAACCGUAUCUUAACCAUAACUAUACCUGAAUCUCCAUGUAGGUCCAUGGGUAAAAGAAAUCACAUAAUACACAGUAAAAUUAAACCAAGGAGAAGAUCACUACCGAACUUACCAGCAUGUGGGACAGUGUUAAAGUCUGGAAAUUGGCGGAUUCAGACAUGAAAUAUUUAACAAAAAUUCACAGGCUUGUGGAAAUUUGCUCUUAUUCUUCACAAAAAAUUCAUAUAGUUCCAUAAUCGCGCCUCUGCAAUGAAGAAUUCACAAAGAGUAUUUGAGGAAAACAAAAAGAAGCAAAGAAAUCUCAUAACAAGAGAAGGUAUGUGAACGACACCAGGGAAAACACACGGUUCGACUUUACUUUCACCGUUACUCUCAUCCCAUUUAGAACUACAACACUUUACUGCAAGAUCUGCAGCUAAGUGAUUAGUUCCAUUGAAAUUUGUAUGUAUUGUCAACCUUUCCAUGAUGUCACGUAAAGAUAGAUUUACCAUAUUUUUAAAAACAGAUGAAUGUUAAUUAAAGAAUAAAAUGCAAUGAUUAUUAAUUAGAGAAUAAAAGUGUAAUUAAGACAACCAUGUAUUUUAAAUUGUUUUGGCUGUUACAGUUCAAUUUUUAUAAUAAUAAUAAUAAUUAAUUUUAUUUAAUGUAAAAUAAAAUUACAAAAAAAAUAAAUAUUUUCAAUAACUUUACUAUAAAUAUAAUUUAAGAAUAUUUACUGUAUCUUAAUAAUAAUAAAAAUAGUUUAUAAUAUAUAAAUAGACUAAAAUAUUUAAUGUGUACAAACUGUAGAAACAGAAAAUAUUUCUUUCAUAUUCUGAAAGUGUUCUCUAUUUUAUUAUUUCAAAUUAUGAAUUAUUGUACCUAAAUCUUACAAGAAUAUAUUGGUAUGUGUUAAUAUCAAGUAUUAACAAAGUAGAUUAUGUAUAAAAACAUAAAUUGUUAUAUAUUUUUUUGAAAGAAUGUUAAAUCAUUCAUAUAAAUUUUUGUGUACAGCUUUUGUGACUCUGUUUCUUAAAUUUGAACUAAAAAGUUUUUUUAUCAAAAAAAGAAAAUUUAAGAAAAAAUUUUAAAAGCUGAAAUAGAAUCAAAGAAUCUCCUUGUGUCUACUCCCUGUUUUCAAACCACGGUUACAUUGCAUGGUUAACCUUCCACUUCCAACCAUGAAUGUAAUAUGGUUCCAAACCAUGCUUUCUUCAAUUCCUCUCCCUCCAAAUAGUUUGAAUGAAGAUUUGGAAAACAUAUCUCAGAAGAAACAUGUCAUUGCCAUUCCCUCCAUUAUUCGCUAACAGAUCCAGAAUGUUAUUCCAGUCCGUGGGGAACCAAGUACGAAGCAGAUUUUUGGUAAGUUUCAUCCAUGUUUCCUGAGAACACUGAAAACUGAAAAAGAAAUGAUCUCAUGUUUCAAUAUGAGACUGAUAUAGAACACAAGUAGCAUCGGUAUUAGAACAUUUUCAAAAUCAUACAUUAAUAAUGUCAAAAGAACACGAGCAGCGAUAUAAUAGAGUUACGCAAAAUAACAAAAAUAUAAGCAAUGUAUUUUGAAUGUUCAAUAUAAAACCAUAGCUUUAUAUAUAAAAAAAAUGAAAAAACAUCAGCGCGGGCGCGCGGGUCAAAAGCUAGUAUUAUUUUAAAAGCAAAAAGCAAAAUCUAAUAUCACCAUUCAUGUUUUACAAAAAGACUUAAAUCUACUGCAAAAUCAAAAACCAAAAAUCAAAAUCUACAAUCCAAAAACCAUAAAUUAAAAGCCAAAAACCAAAAACCAAAAUCUAAAAACCAAACAAACAAUGGUUCCUUUUAAAGUUUUGUAACUGAAGCAGUUUUUCUGGAUUUUCAUGUGCUUCCAAAUAUACCCAAUUACCCAUGUAUUAGCCAAUUGUAGAAAAAUGUUUAAAACUAAAUGGAAGCAAUUAAGACAGGAAAUGAGCUUUAUUAAUCUUGGUCAACACGUUGACUAACCAUUGUAAAAUGUCAAUGGCAGCAUAUGCAUAUCUAUACGCAACCAGCAAAGAAAGUCCUUAUAGAUCGUGGUCCACUAAAAUAUGUAGUUGUAAUAUUAAUCACAUGUCCAUGAAACAUUAUCCAUCAUGUUGAUGUAUGACUAAUACAAUCCCAAGUCUACCAACCAUUUGGAGAUAUUCUAAGAAGACUUCGUUAAACAAAGAGACAAACUGCUAAACUUAAUUAUUUAUGCAAUUUGAAAUUGAUUAAACUUUUGGUUGGAUUUUUUUAUAACAAUGUCACUUGUAUGAUUAUAAAUUUGCAAAAUGAUCAACUAGAUAUAUACAUAGUCAUUUAUUUAUUGGUCUAGACUUACAGCGCUUUUUUUUGGCAUCAUUUACAGCGUUAUAAGCUGUUUUUGGUUAAUGAUCAUAAAUGUACAUUACAGAUCAUCUGUUAGUGUGAUGUUUACUUGACUUUUAGAUCAUAUUCUGGAGUGCUGAAGGUUAGAAAUGCAUGUAUCUGUUAGCUUAAAUCAUGUAGUUUUUUUAUACUAUAAUUCAAGAUGUUCGAUCUAUAUUAUAUAGUCAAAGGCUUUCCAAGCCCCUAAUCAUUGAUGUAUCGUAAUUCCACACUUGCACAAUACAUCACACGUACAAUACAUGAAGUGUUGUUGUUGUUGUUGUCAAUAUACACGAAGUAAUACCAAAAAUGUAUUUUGCAUUUGACUUCAGAUCCAACAACAUUUUGCGUGAUAGUAACUAUGUAUAUAUAUAUACACAUACAGUAUAUGCUUUUGUUGAUAAAAUAAGGUGCAUGUAAAAGUACAAGUUAUAAAUUCAAUAAAUUAGUUCGUUUGAGAUAGACUUGUAACAUGUUACAUGUUUACAAGAAAUUUCAACGAUGUUCUUUAGCAGCAACGUCGGCCGGCGGUGGGUCCACGAUUUCGGCUCCAAACCUUAAUAGUGUUUAUUUGUUGAGACAAUGAUGUAUAUACCUAAACAUAGGCGUUGAAGUUGAAUUCUUUUCUAAUUACUCGACAUUAUUAUUCUUUCUUUUUUUUCUUCUAAUAAACGGAUGCACGAUUAAUUGUUUUUAAGUACGUGUGUUGGUAUUUGUUUAAAAGAAAAAUAACUACUCAAUAUCUAAUAUCUCAUUUCAAUUUGGUCAUACUUUGUUAUUUUAACUUGUUUGCUUAGUUCAAUUGGAUUGGCUGCUGAUCUUUCAAGAUUUCAGAGUUGCAUGCUUGUGUUUUCCGAUGGUUUGGAACAUUGCAACCAAAAAUGUGUACAUAUAAAUUGUAAAAAUAUUUAGUCUAAUCCAUUUAUGCACAAUGCUUCUUUACCCUUGGUCUACAAAACUUCUUUAAGCUGAUGUUUUUAUACUUUUAAUUUAUAAUUUUGGAAUAGAUCGCUAAAUCAAACAGGAGAUUAUUUCACUUGGAUUUUAAUAUAGCUUUAUAUUUGUAUAUAUGAUAUAUGUUGAAGAUAAAUUUUCGGCAUGUUAUUAAUAAUAUACAGAUUAUAUUUCUGAAUAUUAAUAUAAGAAACUUGCAGUUUUUGUGAAUUAUUUAAUUGGUAUAGUCAAAGGAUGUAUAGCUUGCUUAUAUAAAAUCAACAGUUCCCAAAAUAAAUUAUGCAGACCUUUCAAAAAGCUAAAGAAUAUCAAAGGAGAACAAUGGAGAAGGAAGAGUUCUUGAGGAGUGGUCAUGGAAGAGAAGAAAGAAACGAGGAGAUGAGAAAACUUGAUUCUGAUCAAGAACACGACCAUAUUAUUAGAUCCAAGUUGGACUCAAUUAAAGUCGAAAUGGAGGAGGCUAAAGAUGAAAACCGAAGGUUAAAAUCAUCAUUGAGUAGGACAAAAAAGGAGUUUGAGAUCCUUCAAACACAGUACAACCAAUUAAUGGUAAUAAUACAUGAAGACCCGAAUAAGUUCUCACCAAAAGGCUAUAAUCAACACAAAGAAGAAGAUGAAGACAAAGAAAGAACUAGCGACCGUGAAGAACUUGUCUUGUUGAGCCUAGGUAGACGGUUAAAAUCACCGGUUCCAAGUGGCUCAAUGACAAAUAAAGAAGAGAAAAUGAAAGACUUCAUGAAGGAAACCGAUGAUGACAAAAGAAUUAAUGAACAAGGGUUAAGUAUGGGAUUUGAAUACAAAGAUUUGAGUAAUCCUAGUGAGAAGUUAGAGGUUGACCAUAAUCAAGAAAAGACGUCCUUGGAGGUUAGUAACAGUAAUAAGAUCCAAUCAGAGAAUAGCUUUGGGUUUAAGAAUGAUGGAGAUGAGCAUGAAGAUGAAGAAGAGCCAUUGCCUCAAAACAUUGCUAAGAAAACUAGGGUUUCUGUGAGAGCAAGAUGUGAGACACCGACGAUGAACGAUGGAUGUCAGUGGAGGAAAUAUGGCCAGAAAAUAGCUAAAGGGAAUCCAUGUCCUCGAGCUUAUUAUCGUUGUACCAUUGCACCUUCUUGUCCCGUAAGAAAACAGGUGCAAAGAUGUUCAGAAGACAUGUCUAUACUUAUCUCAACUUACGAAGGAACACACAGCCAUCCACUUCCCAUGUCAGCAACCGCCAUGGCCUCUGCCACUUCCGCCGCAGCUUCCAUGCUCCUCUCCCGAGCCUCCUCCUCCUCCGCAGCCGAUCUUCAUGGCAUUAACUUCUCUCUCUCCAGCAAUAGCAUCACUCCAAAACCACUCCUCCAAACUUCUUCAGGCCAUCCCACCGUCACUCUCGACCUCACAACCACCUCCUCGUCCCAACAACCAUUCUUAUCAAUGCUCAAUAGGUUCAGUGCUCCUCCUAGUAACGUCCCAAGAUCUAAUAGUUACCCUUCAACCAAUCUCAGCUUUUCAAACAACACCAACACUUUGAUGAAUUGGGGUGGUGGUAGUAACCGCAAUGAGCAAUACCGUGCACCUUACGGCAACAUUAGCACCCAUCAACAAUCACCUUACCAACAUAUGAUUCAAACCCGAGCCGCUGGAUUAUCAUUUGACACAUUUGGAAGAUCUUCCUCAUCGUCUCCACAUCCCACACAAAACAGUCUUGACAACGUCAAUUUCAAGAAUAUUACUCAUGAUCAAGUGCAAUCUUUACCGGCGGAAACAAUCAAGGCGAUCACGACAGAUCCAAAUUUUCAAUCGGCCUUGGCGACUGCUUUAUCUUCCAUCAUAGGCGGCGACCUAAAGAUAGAUAAUGUGACUAGAAAUGAAGCCGAGAAGAGCCCUUAAAGUAUAUGUUCUCAUACUUUGGUAUAU
This is a messenger RNA of Brassica napus (rape), 7967 nucleotides long. Its product is annotated as probable WRKY transcription factor 61. Gene Ontology annotation, molecular function: DNA-binding transcription factor activity; sequence-specific DNA binding. The record is from RefSeq and is a predicted model, not a curated record. Bases 6351 to 7940 code for a protein of 529 amino acids. Gene Ontology annotation, biological process: regulation of DNA-templated transcription. NCBI's taxonomy places the organism in Eukaryota, Viridiplantae, Streptophyta, Magnoliopsida, Brassicales, Brassicaceae. The transcript is spliced from 4 exons.